Messenger RNA from Prunus dulcis (almond), 948 nucleotides. RefSeq lists its product as uncharacterized. The record is from RefSeq and is a predicted model, not a curated record. Gene Ontology annotation, biological process: regulation of growth; gravitropism. The transcript is spliced from 5 exons. The coding region runs from base 1 to 948 and encodes 315 amino acids. NCBI's taxonomy places the organism in Eukaryota, Viridiplantae, Streptophyta, Magnoliopsida, Rosales, Rosaceae.
AUGGAACUUCUCACUUCACAACUCUAUAUAAAGGCUUUUGCAGCUAAGCUCUCACUGGCUUAUGGGAUUCUGUGUACACAAACACCUGAUUUCUAUAAACCCACUUCAUCCAUUUCCUCUUCUUGUAACAAACAAAUGAAGAUAUUUGAUUGGAUGCAAAGUAAGCUUACCGGAAAAACCCUGAUUAAGAAGCCAAGCUCAAAAGUUUUUUAUGAUGACAAGGUGCAAAAACCUCCCAAAGAAGAAGUGAAUGAGUGGCCUCAUGGAUUGCUGACAAUUGGGACAUUAGGAAAUGGCGACUUGAAAGAAGAUCAACAGAGCAACCCACCACCCUCCCCAAAAAACCAUCCCCAUGGAUUUACACCAGAGGAAGUAAGAAACAUUCAGAAUGAGUUGAACUCCUACUUGAAUGAAGAAGCUGAUCAUCAAUCAAAUUCAGGCACAGAGCUUGAAAAAGUUCCAAACUUUCUUCCACUGGACACGUUUCUAAACAGACAGUCAAGCUUGAAAGCUGAGAGAAAUGGUAACAAUGCAGAUUGUGAUGAGUCUAAAGAAAAUGGCAGUCGCUUCCAACAGAGCGGCAGUGUUGUUCUCAGCCGAGGGAAAGAUGUUUGUUUGGAGAACACAAACACUGCCAUUGGCAAAAAGUCGUUGUCUUUUCUCCUCAAGAAGGUGUUUGUUUGUAGAAGUGGGUUUGCACCAGCUGCUGCUCCUGGUCUAAGAGAUCCAAUCCUUGAGUCAAGAAUGGAGAAGAUAUUGAAGGCAAUACUUCACAAGAAGAUAUACCCCAAAAAUUCAAGUGCUUCAACAAUGUCCAUGAAAAAGUACUUGGAGAACAGACACAAUAUUGCCAAGUCUGCCAAUGAUGAAGAAAUAAAUAUUGAUAAGGAAGAUGAGGGAAGCAAAUGGGUCAAGACUGAUUCUGAAUAUAUUGUUCUAGAGAUAUAG